AUGGACCAGAACGUCAGAAAAGAAGAUUUCCCGCUUUUUAAGUACAGUGAGUUCGACGUGGUUGCUCUCUGUCGACUCGCGGGCACUUUGCGGCGAGAUGUUGCGUGCUCAUGCGACUUGAAUCAGCGUCCGAAACGAGGCGGCUUCAACUGGGCCGUUUUCGUUGUAUUUAAAGACGGCCUUGAAUGGGUUCUCCGCUCACCAGUGGAGAAUCACCCCGAGAUGUCUAGCGAGAGUGUCUCCAAACUUCUUGCGAGUGAAGCCGCUACGCUCAAAUAUCUCAAAGCCUACACUGACAUACCUGUUCCUGAUGUUUAUUCCUAUUGCGCUCAUCGAGACAACCCUCUCCGGAUCCCCUACAUUUUGAUGAGCAAAGCCGAGGGCAAGACCUUGGAAACCAUGUGGGGGGGAAGUGAUCUUCACCAUCGUCUGGAUUCACUGGAAAUCAACAAAGUUAUGUAUCAACUGGGCCGCAUUGCAUGGAAACUUGCUCAGGUCCGCUUUGGCCAAAUUGGGUCUAUAUAUGAACAAAAUGGAUUUUUCGUUAUUGGAGAAUGCUUAUCAAAAGGUCACAUACAACAUAGGCGACAUUCCUUGAAAGGAAUUUCCCGUGGACCAUUUAUCAACGAAAAUGAUUUCUAUACCAGCCUCAUAGGGGCCUUGAUCAGGCAUGCUGAAACGCUGCCAUUGGUGCACCAUUGCUUCACUGCACCGGUACCCUCUAGGAAUGACUAUCCUACUAGGGAUCUCUGGAAUGGUGCCUGCGAUCUUUGGAAUGACUUCCUCACCAUUGGAGAAAAGGUUGAUGGCGCCGCGAAUAGAGUGGACUAUGUCAUUGCUGCUCAUGCGCUCAAUCGUUUAAUCUCUCAAUAUGUGAGCAACUGGGCCGAAAUCACGUCCCCGGUAACCUUUGCGCUCUGCCACCCAGAUCUCACAACGAACAAUAUAUUCGUCGACGAUCAAUACAAUAUUAUGUGCAUCAUUGACUGGGCGUUUGCCACGACUGUGCCCCUUCCUUUCCUUUUGGCACCACCCGGAUUUCCCCAGUCGCGGCACAGGUUAGAAGAUAGAUUCUGCCUUGGUUUCAGCGAUGGCUUCAAAGAUGCAGCGUUAUUCAACAUGCAUCGUCCAUCAGUGGGCUUGUCUGUUCCCAAAGCUCUUUAUUGUGUUAGAAACAGCCAGUUUGCUUGGUGUCUCUCAAGGUUUCUAGCAUUUGAUUCCACUGACGACCUUUCCCUUUUUCGUACCAUGUGGGAAUCAAUCUACCCGUCAGGCCCGAAGCUCGAAUCGUAUUUCUUUUUACAAAGAGCUCAAACCUAUUACCGAAACUUGCACAAAAAGAUCAAAAUCGAGGAUUUGCCGGAAAGUCAGAUCCAAACGUCAGAGACUGACCUUUUCACCAAACCCUUGAUCUUCGAGAGAUCUUUGGCUCGUCAUCUGACCAUGAUUUCGGACUGGGGAUUCAACUAUGACCCAUCGAAAUUAUCUGGUCUCCGAGAUACAGAGGAGAUAUUCACAACUGAGCCACGGCUUUGGCGAUGGGUUAUGGAAUUCCAAAGACAACAACGCGACAGGUUCCGCAGUGAGGAGCACAACUAA
Messenger RNA from Penicillium vulpinum, 1599 nucleotides. RefSeq lists its product as uncharacterized. The coding region runs from base 1 to 1599 and encodes 532 amino acids. The record is from RefSeq and is a predicted model, not a curated record. The transcript has 2 exons. Gene Ontology annotation, cellular component: mitochondrion. NCBI's taxonomy places the organism in Eukaryota, Fungi, Ascomycota, Eurotiomycetes, Eurotiales, Aspergillaceae.